AUGAGCAAGAUGAACAAGAUCAAGCUCCACAUCGAGAGUGACAACUUCACACAAACCAGCCACCGAACUCCCGUCCGCGCUCUCCCUUCAACAUGGUAUACAUCACCCGAGAUGUUCGAGCUCGAGAAGCGCGCUGUCUUCUCCAAGAAGUGGCUUCUCCUCACCCACCAGAACAGACUUCCCAAGGCAGGAGACUGGCUCAAGUUCACCGUCACCGGCUAUGAGUUUGUGGUGUCGCGCGAUCGCAAGGGCAACUUCAAUGCCUUCCACAACGUCUGUCGCCACCGAGCAUUCCCUGUUGUCCAGGGCGGAACCCAGGGAAACUCGUCUAUCUUUGCAUGCAAGUACCACGGUUGGUCUUAUGGCCUGAGUGGCAAUCUUGCCAAGGCGCCGAACUAUGACCAGCUGGAUGGAUUCGACAAGAGCCAGAACGGUCUGUUUAAGAUCCAUCUCAAGGUCGAUGCAUACGGCUUUAUCUGGGUCAAUCUUGAUAGCUCUGAUAACCCUGAGCCUUGGACUCGCUACUUUGAUGGGAUUGAUCAGCAAGAGCGGCUAAAGAAUGUCAACUUUGAGGAUUAUACUCUGGAUAACGAGUAUAGUAUGGAGGGUGCAUACAACUGGAAGAUUCUUGCCGACAACUUCAACGAAUGCUACCAUUGUCCCACAACUCAUCCGGACUUGCCAACCCUUGCGGAUCUCGGAAAGACAAAGUGCGAUACGGAUAAAGGAUGGAUCAAACACUCGAGUGUGCAGACAGAGGAGCAAAAGAAGGAUGGUCUAGGUCUCGCAAGUACCUACUUCUACCCCAACAGCUCGGUUGUAGUCCUGCCGCAUUUCAUGAUGAUCCAGCGCUUCGUGCCCACGUCAGCAAACCACUCGUCAAUGCACUACCAAAUCUUCCGCAACAAGAACUCCUCCGACGAGGACUUCCACCUGAUCGCAGAUAUGUACGCCCGCGUUGUCUCAGAGGAUAAGGACCUUUGCAUCGGCGCCCAAAGGAAUCUCGAAGCCGGCAUUUUUGUCAGUGGCGAGCUGCACCCUAGGUUAGAACACGGUCCGCUAUCGUUCCAGGAGGGACAUCGUGAGGCGAUUAGGGAUCAUGUUCAGCUUGAGAAGGAACUUGGGAGGCAGAUUUGGCCGGCGAGACAGAGGUUGCCUCCUACGGCGGUGGAGAAUAAGGAGGAUGAGGAGCUGUGUUCUAGUUUGGCUUGUGGGAGUUUGCAGGAGGUUUUGGCUUGGUAG
Fusarium sp. VM40 is the source of this 1242-nucleotide messenger RNA. The record is from the annotation of a GenBank genome assembly. NCBI's taxonomy places the organism in Eukaryota, Fungi, Ascomycota, Sordariomycetes, Hypocreales, Nectriaceae.